AUGGCCCACGUCGUGCCCGACGCUGCGGCGCUGGCGUCCCUCGCUGCACAACGGCCAGUGCAGGACGUGUGCAAAGACAUGGUUGCGCAGCUUGAGACACGCGACGACGCUACAUGGGAUGCACGCAGCGCGACAUUAGAGAGCAUGGCGCGCGAUGUUAUGCAGUCGCGUACACUGCUCGAUUCUAUGCGCACGCAGCUACAAGGCUUUCACCACGAGCUGCAAUCCACAUCCGAGCAUAUCGAGUCGCUGCAGAACACAUCGUCAGCGCUAACGGACAGAGUGCGCGACGAGGAGCAGCGCGCGUCGCAGCUGUCGCAGUGGCUGCUCGCGGCGGCGCUGCCUCCAAGCGUUGUGCGCACGGUGCAUACUACGCGCACGAGCGAGGACCCGUCGGCAUGGCUUGAUGCUGUGCAGCAGCUUGAAGUGCACCUCGAAAAGAUGCAUACCCAAUUUGCCGAAAACACAGGCUCCGCGCUCGACGAACUUGCUGCGGUUGGCGAGCAGUGCAAGCGCACUGCGAUAGCCAAGAUCCGGCCGUACCUACUUGGCCUGAUCGAGCCCAUCAAGACAUCUGUUUCCACCACGCUGCCGAUCCUACAGUCCUCCGUGCUGCUCCCCAAUCAGCCUCUGUAUCAAUUCCUCGCUGCACAUGCGCCGCGCGCGGGCGCCGAAGUCCAGCUUGCGUACGUGAAUGCUGCGCGCAUUUAUUACGAUGCGGCUUUCCGGCGGUACGUGCGUGCGCUCAAGCGCAUCUUACCCCGGUGGUCCGAUGGCGCGCAUUUGGUCGCACAUGCGUGGCGCGCGAACCAGGAGCGCUUUGCGAUGGAGCGGCUCAAGUUUGCGCGCCCCAGUGCAACCGACGCGCCGAUUCUUGCGUACAUGAGCGAGGAGCCUGGCUUCCGCGUCGCACCAGAGCACCUAUUCCAUACCCUUGCGCUCGUCUUUCUCGAUACGGCGUGCUCCGAGUACGCUUUCCUCGCGCGCUUCUUCUCGGGCACCAGGAUGCACGCGCCGGUGUCUGCCGAGCAGAUGCUUUGUGUGUCCGAGUCGGAAGCUGCGGCGCUGGAAGCCAAUGCUGGCAUUGCGCGCGAGACGUGGCGCCAAGUCAUGGAGCCAGUCCUGUAUCACUUUGACGAUUUCCGACACGCACUGCUUGGUGUGCAUCCUGCGCCGCUCCUGAUGCUGCUUGUCAGUGCGACGCUUGCGACGCGCCUUAUUGCACUGGCCAAAGAGCGCAGGUGCCUCCUGUUAGAACUCGAGUCUGCAUUAAUGCGGCAUGUGCUUGAUACAUGGGCGCUAAUUGCCCACGCACUGGACCACGAGGUCGAGGCGCUCCAGCUGCUGUCGAUCGGCAAGCGCCACGACGCGACGGGCGCGCGCGCUGCGUCAUUUUUCGAGCGCUGGGGCGCGACGUUCACGACCGACGCACCGAUCGACCUGCUUUGCAUGUCUGGCGCACCGCCGCUUAUGCUGCGGCAGCUGUGCGAUGCAUAUGCGACCAAGUAUCUCGGUGUGCUACAGCUCCAUGGUGCUGAAAUCGAAGGCAGUUUACAGCAGGGGUAUGUACUUUACAUGGACUCACACAGCCUCGUACGCAUGCGCAAGGAACUCGAGCGUCUCGUGCGCGAAUACGCGGAGAACUACUGGAAGGUGCAUGCGGGCGAAGAUGCCGACGCGCCACGCAGACUGUGCGAGUGGGUAGCCGAGCAGUUUGCGCCCUUCUCCGAUACCCAGGCACAACAGGAGAUGGCGCACUGGAAAGCGCUCGCUGCGUCGCUCUCAUAG
Malassezia vespertilionis is the source of this 1788-nucleotide messenger RNA. It is a transcript of the gene VPS52, whose product is annotated as Vacuolar protein sorting-associated protein 52. Gene Ontology annotation, biological process: endocytic recycling; Golgi to vacuole transport; retrograde transport, endosome to Golgi. Bases 1 to 1788 code for a protein of 595 amino acids. Gene Ontology annotation, cellular component: GARP complex. Gene Ontology annotation, molecular function: syntaxin binding. NCBI's taxonomy places the organism in Eukaryota, Fungi, Basidiomycota, Malasseziomycetes, Malasseziales, Malasseziaceae. The transcript has a single exon. The record is from RefSeq and is a predicted model, not a curated record.